AUGCCGUCGCCGACGCUGCUGACUUGCUGGCGGAGCCUGGCGCGCGCUUCGCGCACGCAGGUUCCCGCCGCCUUUCCUGGAAUUCAGAAGACGGCUUACCCGAUCCUGUCAUCCAACUCGCUGUUGUGCUCUUCUCGCUCAUCUCCCCUGACCGCCCGCAGUGGCGGCUCCUUCCUUCGUUUCCUUUCUUCUGCUGCGCCAUCCGCUGGAAAGAAGCCGGCAGCCGCUGGCUCUGCCCCCGCGGCGGGAAUGAACCACGGCCGCAUUACCCAGGUCAUCGGUGCCGUCGUCGAUGUGCACUUCGAUGAACAGCUUCCUCCGAUUCUCAACAGUUUGGAAGUCGAGGGUCACUCCAACAGGCUGGUCCUGGAGGUCGCACAGCAUCUGGGCGAAAACACUGUGCGCACGAUUGCCAUGGACGCCACUGAAGGUCUGGUGCGUGGCCAGAAGGUCGUUGAUACUGGUGCUCCCAUUCAGGUGCCCGUCGGUGUUGAGACUUUGGGUCGUAUCAUGAACGUCAUCGGAGAGCCCGUCGAUGAAUGCGGACCUGUCCCGGCGAAGAAGACCUACUCGAUUCACCGCGCCGCUCCGCUGUUCUCUGACCAGUCGACUGAGCCAGGUUUGCUGCAGACCGGUAUCAAGGUCGUGGAUCUGCUGGCCCCGUACGCUAAGGGAGGCAAGAUCGGUCUGUUCGGAGGUGCCGGAGUGGGAAAGACUGUGCUGAUUAUGGAGCUUAUCAACAACGUCGCGAACAAGCACGGUGGUUUCUCGGUCUUUGCCGGUGUCGGCGAGCGCACGCGCGAGGGUAACGACCUGUACCACGAAAUGAUGACCACGGGUGUCAUCAAGAGGAAGAAGCUCGAAGACGGCAAGUUUGACUUCACCGGCUCCAAGGCCGCGCUGGUCUACGGUCAGAUGAACGAACCCCCUGGGGCCCGCGCGCGUGUCGCUUUGACUGCGCUGUCCGUCGCCGAGUACUUCCGUGACGAGCAGGGCCAGGACGUGCUGCUUUUCAUCGACAACAUCUACCGCUUCACUCAGGCCGGUUCCGAGGUGUCUGCGCUUCUUGGACGUAUUCCCAGUGCCGUCGGAUACCAGCCCACGCUGGCCACCGAUCUGGGUCAGCUGCAGGAGCGUAUCACGACCACGAAGAAGGGUUCGAUUACCUCCGUCCAGGCCGUCUACGUGCCUGCAGAUGACUUGACGGAUCCUGCACCCGCCACUACAUUCGCCCAUCUUGACGCCACGACUGUGUUGUCGCGUCAAAUCGCCGAGCUGGGUAUCUACCCCGCCGUCGAUCCGCUUGACUCGACCAGCCGCAUGUUGGCUCCCGAGAUCGUCGGACAGGAGCACUACGACACCGCUCGCGCCACCCAGAAGCUGCUUCAGGACUACAAGUCGCUGCAAGACAUCAUUGCCAUUCUCGGUAUGGACGAACUAAGCGAAGAGGACAAGCUCGUUGUGUCGCGCGCACGUAAGGUGCAGCGAUUCCUGUCUCAGCCGUUCACCGUCGCCGAGGUUUUCACUGGCAAACCCGGCAGAUUCGUCGAGCUGCCCGAGACCAUCCGCAGCGCACAGACCAUCCUCCGUGGCGACUGCGACGACCUCCCGGAAAUGGCCUUCUAUAUGUGCGGUGGCCUCGAGGAAGUCCGCUCCAAGGCUGUCAAGAUGGCUCAGGCAGCCGCGAGCAGCAAGUAA
Messenger RNA from Besnoitia besnoiti, 1698 nucleotides. Its product is annotated as ATP synthase beta subunit ATP-B. Bases 1 to 1698 code for a protein of 565 amino acids. The transcript has 4 exons. Gene Ontology annotation, molecular function: ATP binding; proton-transporting ATP synthase activity, rotational mechanism; ATP hydrolysis activity. Gene Ontology annotation, biological process: proton transmembrane transport; proton motive force-driven mitochondrial ATP synthesis. The record is from RefSeq and is a predicted model, not a curated record. NCBI's taxonomy places the organism in Eukaryota, Apicomplexa, Conoidasida, Eucoccidiorida, Sarcocystidae.